Molecule: messenger RNA, 1634 nt
Organism: Pogonomyrmex barbatus (red harvester ant)
Lineage: Eukaryota; Metazoa; Arthropoda; Insecta; Hymenoptera; Formicidae
Gene: uri
Product: unconventional prefoldin RPB5 interactor
Biological process (GO): negative regulation of phosphatase activity; negative regulation of transcription by RNA polymerase II
Molecular function (GO): phosphatase inhibitor activity; chromatin binding; transcription corepressor activity
Source: RefSeq, a predicted model, not a curated record
AUAGGUUAGAUUGAAGCCGGUUUUAUGAUGGUGAAUAAGAAAGCGAUUGUUUAAACACGUAUACAGCUUUAUGUGAAUAAAUCUUUUUCGUAUUUUAUAUUUAAUCUUUUAACGUGGUAUAUAAAUAAGAUAUGGAUAAUAAUAUAACUGAUAAUGCAACAAUGGGACUUGAACAAUUAAAGAAUUAUCAGCAAAUGCUGCUAAAUAAUGUGAUAGCACAGAAACUUGAACAAAACGAAAAGCAAACCAAGACAAUAACUGAUUAUAAGAACAGGCAUAAAAAAGUAAUAGAGGGACUUGAAGUAUAUCCAUUAUCUCUUUCUGAGAAUUGUAUGGUGCCCAUUGGCAAACGGGCGUUUAUGAAAGGAAAAUUAAUUCACACCAAUGAAAUUUUAGCUAGUUUAGGAGGUGGAUAUUUUGCUAAAUAUAGUGCAUCGCAGGCGAUUGCAUUGUGCAACAGGCGAAUAGCAUGGGCUGAUGAAAUGCUAAAAAAUUUAGAAAUUGAAAGAAAUUUAUUCGAAAUGAAACAAUAUCUUCCUUUACAACAUGAUGUCUUUGGGGAAGAUGAUAGAAAAGAUAUUGUGGAACAUUGGAGCGAGAAUAAACUGGAUGAGUGGAGAGUACAACAUAGACAGCGUGAAAAGGAGUAUCGUCAGAAACUAGCAGAGCUGAGGGAACAAGAAAAAAUUGACAUUCGUACUGAGGAAGAUCUUUUUGAAAGGCUUAAUGAAUUAGAACUAGAAGAAGAAUUAGAAGAUGAAAUUUUCAGAUUGGAAACUGAAAGAAAAAAAUUUUAUGGCGACGACUUAAAAGAGGGUGAAGUUUAUGAUGAAUCAGAGGAAGAUGCAUCUGAUAUUGAUGAAGUUGGAUAUAUAGAGAAGAUUCAAGAGGAAUUAAAGAAAUUGAAGGAUAUCCAAAUGGGCAAAAUCACAAGUGAUACAUCAAGUAUCAAUCCUGAUAUAGCUCAAGAUAAAACUGUUGAUACAAAUAUUUCAGAAAAUGAGCAGUCCCAUUCCUCUGCGAAUUUUAGUCAAGAGAAAAUAAGGAGAGAUUAUUCACCUGAACCUCAGAAUGUAUCAAACACAAAAGGAGAAAGGAGAAUAUCAUUUGCUGAACCGUGUAUAAUAGAAAACGACGGCAUUAUAAAAAAAGAAAUAUCAAUAUUUCAGGAAUCUUGUUCUGCUUUGAAGCAAGAAGCGUAUAAUGAAAAUUCUGCAGAUGGAGAUGAUAUCAUCAAGAUAGAAUUCUCACAUUCAUCUCAUAUUCCACAUAUAUUUGAAUCAGAUAGUACGGAAAUACGUAGCCCAGUAGAUAUUUAUAAAAUGUUUAGUGCUCUUAAAUCUAUUUUGAAAAGAUCUCCGAAUGAUAUGAUACCCAAUCAAGUUGCGCCUCCUGUAAACGAAUAUAGUAGUUCAGAUACAGAAGACGAAGACGAAUAUGUUAAACGUUCUGCAUAUAACUCUGUAAUCAAAGAGACAGUCCAUGAAAAUAAAACGCCAAUAGAUGUUUCGAAAAAAAGCAAUGAAAAAAAAAUCAUGAGUAAAUUUAAACUUGAACGAACUGGAAAAAAGAAGUGACUUGUAAACAUGUACAUUGACAUAGAAAAUAUUUCUAUAAAAUAUAUACAAAUAAAU